Messenger RNA from Danaus chrysippus (African queen), 2964 nucleotides. Lineage: Eukaryota; Metazoa; Arthropoda; Insecta; Lepidoptera; Nymphalidae. The record is from the annotation of a GenBank genome assembly.
AUGUCUCGGUCAAUACCACCUUAUAUUCUUCAGGAGCUACCAGACAUUUUUGAAACAGUGAACUAUCCCAUACGAAAUAUACAUCGCAUAAAGUAUACAUGCUUCGAUGUAUCUAAGUCUUUGAUAGCAUUUGGAGCGACAAGUGGUGGUAUUUAUGUGUUUAAUCGAUUACCCUGUGAGUUUGUUCAACUGAUUCCUAGCAAGGAUGGCCCUAUCACAAGAUUAUCAAUAUCUCCGGACGAACAAUACAUAGGCUUCACAAAUGGUAAAGGCAUGGUGACUGUGACUAGAUGUGAUCAAAAUCUCAGCGGUUAUUCAUCACAUUUGAAACAUCAUGGGAAUGAAGUGACAUGUAUGGUGUGGUCAAAUAAUAUGUUGUUCACCGGUGAUGAUGUCGGCAAAGUCUGUGUGUUACAGUUGCAGAAUUUCAUUGCUAAAACCAUGUUCCAGAGUUCAUCACAGAUUAUUAUGAGUUUAGAUUCGAGGAUAUGUCAAAUAGAUGCCAAAGAAUGUAUGUUGCUAGUUUCAACACUAACACGUUGUUAUAUUUGUAACACUAUACAGGAGCAAUACAGACAGAUAGGACAAAAACUUAGAGAUGGCGAAUACGGUGCUUGUUUCGUUACUAUGGAAAAAAUUGUUACUAAUGGCACCUCAGAAAACAAACAUGAAAAUUUUAUAGAAGCGAAGAAGUAUAAUAUAGUUGAUGAUGAUGUGGGAUUUGUUGUUGGCGAAGAAUUUUCCAAUACAGUAAUAUAUUGUGCUAGACCAUCUUCUAGGCUAUGGGAGGCGACUGUAGAUGGCAUGGUAAGAAGAACCCAUCAAUUUAAACAGGUCCUAUCAAAUAAUCCCUCUAAAGUUAUCACCAAAGAAUUAUAUGAUAGACAAAUGUUUGUUCUCGAUGAUACCAAUGAUCACACAAAUGGACAGUCAGUGAAUUUUACGAAAAUAUAUAACUUCAAUAAAACAAUAUUUUCAUAUAGCAAAAAUGCUUUAUAUUUUCUUAACGUGGAAAGAGUGGAUGAAACUAUUUGGUUUGAUGAGUACAAAGAUAUAGUAGAAUGUAGGGUUUAUGGUGAUAUAUUGUAUAUUUGGCGAGCAAAUGGCUGUUUGGUUAGUUUGAGACUGAUGGAAGUAGACAGGUUUCUUGUCAAAAGCUAUUUUGACGAAAAGUAUGCGCUAUGCGCUGAACUAUGUAUGGCUUUCAAAGAAUAUUUGCUAACACGUAACUUAUCUCCUAAAAUACAUAAUUUGGUGGGCCUGAAGGACAAAAUAGAUAACGGUGUUAUUAAAAGUCUUGAAGAUGUUUUAGAGAAAUUCAAUAGUCUGAAAACUAGUGAUGCAACGAAAACGAAGUCUGGAAUAUUUGUAGUUGAUAAUACAUAUCAAAGUUUGUUAGAUGAUAGAAAAACGAAAAUUAGCGAGGAAAAUGUUUUUGGUCCUGUCUCACCCGAAGCUAUGCAGGCUUUGAAAGAAUUAAGUAUAACUGUAUCAGACAAGUUAAAUACAAGUAAAAAAAUCAUAAAGGAAAAAUGGGGUGGUUUUGAAGAAAGGAUGAAACAUUUGAGUAUAGAAAAACAUGAAGCCAGUCCGAUAAGAAACGAAAAUGUAACAAAAUGGGUAUCACGUGAUGACUAUGAAGGUGAAGAAACGCCUAUUGUAUUAGAAAAUAACAUAGUGUUCAAGGAAUCUAGUCCAAUAGUGACAGAAAAUACAAUUGUAGAUGAAUUCGAAGUAUGCAAAAUGUUAUACCAAUAUUCCAGAUUGAGUGUUGUAAUCGAAUCAUCCGAUUUAAAUUCAAUAAUAGAAAAUAAUACUUGCAAUAUGAAGGAAGUGCACGAUCUUAUGUUGCUGCUCCAAAAAUAUUGUAUGUCUAUCAACGCUAUAGAGGAAUCGAAAUUUGUUCCAAACAAUAUAUUCCUUACUUACUUGAAUACUUCUAGUAAUAAGUGCGAUUUAUUGGAUGUCAUAAUAAAUGACGAAGUGCUUUAUAAAUAUUUUGUUGACUCAUGUAUAGCUGUCAAUAUGAAAAUUCAGAAACAUUUGAGUUUGGGUUGUGAAUGCGGUUUUCCUUUGCCAUACGUGAGGACGAGUCAAAUGCCAGUAUUUUCGGAUUUGAUAGAUCAGUUUAUAGAAAGACAAUGGUCAAGUCAAACUAAGGAACAGUGUUAUGAAGUGUGCAAACAGAUGCCGUAUCUUUGGAGAAAAAUUUUAUAUCUUAGAAGGAAUGAAGAUUUGAUAAAUGUGCUGAGGAUUCUCUUGCAAAUGCUGGACGAGGGACUCUUACAUUCAUUUCUACCUCAAUUCACAUUGGACACCUGGGAAAGAACAAUUCAACUUUAUGCGACGCUAUAUGGAAAUAUUUGUUUGAAUUGCAACAAAAAAUUUAAUCAUGUGUCUGUUAAAGACAUGCUUAGCUGGGAUUAUUUAGGUUCACUUAUGAUAAAGUCUAUCGGUGGCAAAAGAGCUAUCCAAGUUAUGCAGAAAUAUGCAAAUUUGAUAGAAAUGGGCGCUUUGACAAUGAAGUUUUAUCAUACUUGUCUCUUGGUAUCUUUAUAUGAAAAAAUUGAUGUCACCAUAAAUAUAAUCUUGGUGGAUACAAUAUACAGUUCAUACAAAUUCAAAGAAUCCAGGGUUGAGAUACACAAACUAUUGCAAAAUACGUCUGACGGUGUUAUAAAAAACACAGCUUUGCCAUUGACUGUUGCUGCGACAUCGCCUUACUGGGGACUGAAGAAAGUAUACGAAAAUAUAUCAAACGAAUCAGAUUCUGUUAUAAACGAUAUAUCGAUAGCUAUGACAAAUAAUAAUAUAAUAGAUUGUGAUCUCUGCGGUCUGCCAUUACAGAAUGAAGUAUUAAUACAAGAUGGCGGAUUAUGGGUUUUUAAAUGUGGCCAUACUUUUCAUGGCGCUUGCUUGAAUUUGAAUCAAAUCAAACUUUGCCCAUCAUGUUCUAUAAAUUGA